AUGCGCUCGUUCACGUUUCUCAUUGCUUGCUCACAGUGGUGGCCCUCAACCAUUCAACAGGAGACGGAUUUUAAUAAGAACUAUCUAGUACCACGGGUGCCGUUACAGCCAAGCAACAGCAGCACCUGGAGGCAAGCAUUCCCGGUACGAAAUUCGUUGAUGAGCCGGCAACAGAUCAUUGAGCUAACUGCGAGACUGCAGAACAGGUCAUUGCCGGGUCAUCCAUUCCAACCGCAGCAGCAGCAACCGCUGCUGGCUGGUCAGCCCGCAAUUGCUCGUCAGUAUCCAACGUAUUCCGCGGCAUUCCAGCACUACUCUUUCAACAGUGCCAGAGGCACCGGACAACAGGGUCAAGCAUUUCUACCACAGCAACAACAACAGUUCCUCAACAGGGAACAGUUCUCAAACCCGUAUCCGUAUGCUCCAAGACAAAUUCAGGCAAGCACAACCACUGCCUUGGCCAAUCAGCCAAACAGCUUCCCGGCUGGCCAACCAAUCCCCAACGCCAGCUCUGCAGCUGGUGGCCCCUUGCCAACACUGCAUCAACGGCCCGAGGUGGUACCACAGCCCGAUCAGCAACUUUUCCCACUUUGGAACAACUACCAGGCGCCACAGUUGUCGAUUGCGGAACAACGAUUGAAGAAGUGUUGCGCGAGGUUGAAACAGGCAGAUCCAGGCUGCAAAGAACGCUUCUGCGGCUUCGAAGCACUGGCACCUCAAACGGUGCUCCACUACUUGACAACCUGUCAACCACACGGUCCUACAGUUGGACAAAUGUGGGACUGUGCAUCAUCCAGGCAGAACCAUACGGAGUGUUGUGUUCGGAAAGGUGUGCAACCAGCAUGCCUUGUUUACUGCGAGACAACAAAUGGCGUCCCGACCGACUACACCAAAUACUUAUUCUGCUUGAGUAAUUUCCAUCAGAUCCGCCAGUGUUUCCGCGAACAUCUCGAGACACAUCCGAAUUUGUACGGUGAUUGGUAA
Gongylonema pulchrum is the source of this 984-nucleotide messenger RNA. The record is from the annotation of a GenBank genome assembly. NCBI's taxonomy places the organism in Eukaryota, Metazoa, Nematoda, Chromadorea, Rhabditida, Gongylonematidae.